Porites lobata is the source of this 14209-nucleotide messenger RNA. The record is from the annotation of a GenBank genome assembly. Lineage: Eukaryota; Metazoa; Cnidaria; Anthozoa; Scleractinia; Poritidae.
CAGAUCGCCAUAUUUCCGAGUAAAGGCUGAUUGUUUUCUUCCUAGCUCCGCUGAUUUCUAUCCAUUAAUCCAGUCAAAACUAUGGUGGAUUACAGUAAAUGGGAUCAUAUUGAAGUAAGUUUUCAUUUUACCGAUAUUAUUACAUGUAUUUUAAUAUCCACCUUUGACAAAUUCUGAGCUGAAUUGGAUGUGAGAAAUACGACUCAGAUUGACCAUGUUCCUUAUGAAAUCAAAGUAUGCACCAUUGCCUUCAGCAUACAGUUGAUCAGCCAUUACACAAGUACAAACAUAAAUUUUCAAAUUUCUUUUGAUAGCAUAUAUACUAACUUCCCCUAGACAAUAACAUUUCUCUAAAAUAUUGUUCUAGUUUAGUAAAAUAAUUAUUUAAGCUUUAUCUUCCUAAUGCAAUUGUAAGCAUGAGCUUUAUCAUCCAUGAGAUUCUCUCUGGGUAUUUGCAGACGUUGCUUUCAUUGUGGUUGCCCAUCAAAAGUGUGGUUCUAAAAAAUAUCCAUACCCCUGGAGGGAAUUUCACUGAAGACCCCCUUAGGUACUGAUCGCUUGUUAUGCCCGUGAGGGGGAGGUACUUUUGUUGUCAGCAACAAAACGUUACCCGUAUAAAGGUUGACCAAGGAACCUAUCAGCUAUUUCUCCUACCAGGAAUGUAGUGUGCAUGUAUGCACAUAUGCCUAUGCAUACAGUACCCUGGGUACCAGAGGUUUUUCUUGCGUGUGGUGGGAAUUUUCAGUGUUGGCCGAAGGCUGACACAUUUUUGGCCACAAGUGGCGAAGCGGCAAGAAAAAACCUCUGGUAUGGAGGGGUGCUAUUUACCGUCCCCGUUGACCUUUGAACUUUUUUAUUGGGUUACAUUUACAUCAAGUCUCCAACUGUGAUCAUGUGGACCGGCACGUGAAGAAAUGUCCAAAGACUCACAUUAUCCUUAGAAAAACAAGCUUGAGUUUAAAAUUCAAAGCAAUCAUGACUGAGUCACAUCGCAGUUCUCCAUAGUUGAUGUAACUUCAUUUUAAGCUGCAAUUCAUUCUUCAAGAUUGGGAUCUGAAAAUCACUAUCUGUGAGAAUUUAACAUCCUGCUAAAAAUGCUAUUGAAUGAGCUGGGCCCAACGUGACAAAACAUUUCAGGAAACUGUCACAUUCACGGACAAAAAGAAAAUUGCUUAUAAUAAUUCAGAUCGUGAAAGGUUUGAACCGAGGAGUCAUUUCAAAAGUAGGUCGAGUUUGAUCGCCCGGGUGAACGUAGCCCUGAAUAGGACUGUUGUUGUUGACAGUGACUGAUGUUUCGACAACCUGUGUGGUAGUCAUCUUCAGAGUCAAAUUGAGUUGUAUCACGUCAGUUACUGAUAUUAUACUCUGGUUAUUGAUCUGAUUGGUCAAUUAUGUCGCGAUGUUAUUGGUCGUCUGUCAGUUAAGCCGUGAUGUUAUUGGCUAUGAAGACUCGUAAUCAGUAAUUGAUGCAUUUCGAUCCUUCUGUUGUCACAGUUAAACAGUCAUCUAUUGUUAGUCAAAUUGUCAGUUCUCCAGUCGUUCUCUCGUAGUUAGUUUUGCUUGAUCUCGUCAAUAAGUCAUUUGUACGGAGCUGGUAACUGUUGGCUACGAUUCAGUGGCAUCUGUUCUAAGUUAGUAAACUAGCUUUAUUUUUAAAGUAAGACGUUGAUAGUAGUCUGUAGAAUACGUUAUACAUGUCGCAGAGUCCCAGUUAAUUUGAUGUUUCAUCUUUAAAUGGUCCUCAGCAGUGUGAUUGUUGACGUCACCAUUCCUCAUCACUCGUUUGUGUUCGGUCAGUCGCGUACUUAGGUAAUAAUAAUUCAGAUCGUGGAGGCUCUUUGGAGAAAUUAAACAACUUAAAACCAUUAUUUUAAUAGCUGCAAUGAAGAGCUUAACAUUUCAAAAGAGGUCAAAGAAAAUGCUCUUGCAUCAGAGGGCAAAUCAUGCUGACUAGAAACAAUAACCGCAGAAAAUCAAUAUGCCUGUCAUGACCUCUCAGUAUGAAAUAAGCGGCAAAAAUCAAAUUUGCUCAGUCAAAACAUUUUCCUCCAGAGGUCCCAGAGCAUAAUCUACUCAUCAGAUAAAAAAAAUUCAUUGGACCAAGCAGCAUUUUGGCAUGAGGUAAAAGCUGUGUGUUGCUUACUGACCCCCUUUUGGUACUAAAAAUUGUUGGAAAAGUUGAAUGUGAUAAAAGCUUAAUUCCGUUGAAUAAAAUUAAAUACCCCACUUGUUUGCUUAUCGCUUAACUUGUCUACACUGUCAAACCGUUCUAGUACAUUGCUUAUGCGUUCCUUCCAUGCUCUUUCGGGUCACUAUAAAGGCUUGACAGAAACCGGAAACCGUGAGAGAAAAGUCUUUGGCACCCAGGGUAUGCAUAUAGCUGAAAUCUGGAAAAAUACAUUUUUUUUUUUUAUUUCCUGAAAUCAUCGUUAUCAUUAAAUCAGGAUAAAUAUUUUGCAUUAUAUUGGUGUUUUUGUGUUAGAAUUUCCUUUAUCCUUUUACUGAUUAAGUGGAGUGGAGUUGAUCUGAACGUGAAGCCACAGACCUUGUUUGAGACUUUUGACCUAGCCAGCUCCAAUUCUAUCCCGGAGUAUAUGUAGCUUUCAUAACUUUGUUGACUUAUCCUGUACUGUCAACGUGCACCGCUGAGCUUAGCUUCUGCGGUAGGAAGAGACUGCAAACUCCUUAAUUUAUGAAAGACUAUGACAGACGAGAGAUUGAGUUCUCUUGCAGUUCUGUAAUUGAUAUUGAUGGCAUUCAGUAACAGAGUUUGCCUGUCGGAAGGGUACACUCUCGCCCUUUGCUUGUAACCUCCUGAAUUGCAUCACUGUUUUACCCUUUCUUGCCAUAAACACUGUACCUUACCGAUAACACUAGAAAUGGGUAAAAAAAAAUACUUCAUUUUCCUUCGUCUUUAUUUACUGAAAAUGUCCUGCAGAAAACGCAGGAUAUGGCAUUUUUGAGACCCUAAAUUAAAAAAUUUCUGGGAGAGUAUGCCCCCAGACUCCCUCAGGUGUGGGGUGCCUUUGGCGUGCUAACUUUUCCUCUGCAUGCACCUUCAAAAUCUCACACUAGGCUGCUGACUACCGGUAUCUUAUAGCUUAUGAGAUCAAUGCCCACGGAUGGAAGAAGAGACUUGGUCUAGAAGGGGUUGGGGCGGGGGUACAAUUUUCAUAUGUAAUUAUUAUUAUUAAUUGUUUUUUUUGCCGGGGGGAGGUAAGUUUUGAUACAAACACUUUUCUGAACCCCCUCCCCCCCAAGGACAAUCAACGAUGGGUCCCUUACCUCCCUGGAUUUUCAUUUUUGUAGGGAACUCAUGUCCCCCUAACCAUAAUUUCCGCACUUGUGUACAUGUGACAAAGACCCUCACCCCCCAACUCUUCUGGAAAACUUCAUUUGCACAAUAAAAGGUCAUUUAGGUAAAAGGACAAGGCCAUUUGUGGUUAGUACACAGUGGUUCCCAUUUAUUAAUAAGACUCGCAGCAUCAGUCAGAACACACUGUGCUACCUACAGUACAAAGUAACCAAAUUUGUUCCCUUUAAAUGAAAGAGAUUAUGUUAAGUUGUGUGUGUGAAUUUACCUUAAUUUGCAAGCGUACGAUUUGUUUUCCCUAGGGUGACUGAAAUCCACUAUCUCUUAACAACAUCGGUCAAUGCAUCAUCAAAAGAAUAGGUUAUGAGCAUUUUUUAGCAUUAAUAAAGUGAUCACCACGGGUUUCUCUCAGCUAAUUCUUUAAGGAAAUAUAUGGACAUCAGUGUGGAACAUUUGCUUGUGGAUACUGGGGCUUAAAAAGCAUUAAAUAUAAAAUAUACUUUUAAGGGGAUUAUUAUUGCAAAUCUUAAGAUGGUCAUCCUCAUGCAUUUUGCUGUAGGUCAGUGAUGAUGAAGAUGACACCCACCCCAAUAUUGAUACACCCAGUCUGUUUAGAUGGCGGCAUCAAGCGAGAGUGGAAAGAAUGGAGGAAGCAAAGAAAGAAAGAGAAUCAAUGGAUACAAAGAUUUCCCAGUAAGCCAGUUAAAAUAGGACAAUUUUUAAUGAUAAGAUUGUCAAUAAAGAGGAAUCCACAGAGGCUGGUGGGGCCGAGAACUGUUGACAAGUGCAGGUUUAGUGCUAAUUACCGUAACCUUUCACAAAGGUCCUUAUGAGGCUACAACCCUGCAAGCAAUGGUUUCUCCAGGCCGGAUGCUAUGCUAUGAAGGGAGAGAUACCACUGCGAGCAACUGUUUGCUUUUCCAUUGAGCAUCUAUACAUCAAAAUGUCAAAUGACAUCACUUUCUUUUCAUUGCCAGGAAUCAUUAGAAACUUUAGGAUUCAACAACAUGACAGCAAUGAGAAGAUCAAAAUAACAAUUUGUUUAAUAAAGCAAAACUACAACUUGCACUUGCAUCAUUCAUUUUUGUACAUUUCCUUGCUUUUUGCCAACUAGGUUGUGAAAAUGCCUAAUUUUGCGUUUUGUGGAGAACAUGAACAAGCAAUGAUGAAAUUUAGUUUCUUUUUCUGAACUUGGAUAUGGUCCCUAGGAAUUCAAGUCCAGUUGGGUCUGCAUGUAUUUGACAAAGUGGUUAGAAGUGACUGUAAGCAUAAGCAAAUGCGUGAGAGUCUUAACUUGUUUAAUUUAAACUUAUUUUUAAACGGGAUUUACCUUGUCAAAGUUAAUUUAUUCAUCCCUGGUGCUGGAUCAUGGCUUGAUAAAAGAAGCUUGCAAAUAGUUGCUUGCAGUGAUUUCUCUCGCCUUGUAGAGUAGUGCCCAGCCUGGAGAAUAAGCUGCUUCUUGCAGGGCUUAUGAGGUAACUGACUACCCUUCCAAUCCCAGAUGAAACAUUGCUGGCCAGCAAUGUUUUGUGUUUAACUUGACAGCCUAAAUUUCAUUUCUCAUUUUCUUAGCUCUCUCUCAAACACUAGCUGUAAGAAAUAAGUACACUGUAUGAGACAUCAAUGCUCCUGUUCUGUUCUGAAACAUUUAGAUCUGUUGCUAAUUACAGUCUGGCUGUAAUUAAAUUGGUUCAAAACUAUGUACUGUAACAAAGGUAAUGAACAGUUGCAUAAUAUGGUGUGAUCUUUUGACAUGUUUCAUGUGUUUUUUUAUUUUUUUUUUCUAGAACUAAAAAGAAACUUGAUCAAGUGAGACAGCAACUUAAGGAUGUGAAAGUAACAGAUGAUAAAGCAGAGCAACUGAAACAACAGUUGACUGAUUUAGAGAAAAAGGUUAGGAAGUCCUAGGACAUAACAACUUUGAAUUUAUUAGAAUUUAGAACAGCCUUAUUUGCUAAAUAAAGAAAGUUGUUGAUAAAUUAUUAUAUUAUCAUGUACUAAGGUAGCAUUUUAAGUACAGAAGUUUGUCGUAGCAAAUAUCAGUUUUUUUACAUUGAGGAAACAGCAAACUGGUCAACAAUGACAAAACAAUACAGUCUGUUAAACCUACAUUAAGCGGCCACCCUCAGGGUACCAGUAAAUGGCAGCCAGGGGAGGUUGGCCACUCAAUAGAGGUUUAUCAUAAAUUAGCAUUAUGUUUAGCAAAAACAGGAGCAGCAUUACUGGUCCAUGAUUGGUCGUCACCUUCUAUCUUGGACUGUAUUUUUCUUCAUCAUUAUUCUUGAUAUAAAGCUAAACUUAGUGUAUCAAGCGCUUGAUGGGUGCUUUAUAUAGGCAGACACUUAAAAGCGGUUUAAGUUCCUACCGUGACCAUUUUGAUUACUGGCUGCUUAACCCUUUAAGCCCCAAUAUCCACAUACAAAUUCCCCAAACUGAUCUCCAUACAAUUCCUUUAAGAAAUAUUUGAGAGAAUUUGAUGGCAGAUCAAAGCAUUUUCUCUCUAGUGAUCAUUUUAUAAAUUCUCAUAACCUAAUCUAUUGACAAGGUAUGAGUAUUGUUUGGAGAAAGUUGAUGUUGGUCACCAUUGGGACUUAAAGGGUUAAUAGAGAGUGGCAGCUUAAUUGGUGGCUGCUUAAUGGAGGUUCAACUUACUGUAAUGUUAUGGUGAUCUGCCUUUGAAUAAAUAACCCUUUUGGCUCCUUCACAAAAGUAGAAAUUGUCCUUGGCUGGUUUCUAUAUAUUUCAGUCUACAUACUUUUGAAAAACAAACUGGAGAAAUUGUAACAUUAUGGUGUUUAGCAAUAUUAAUUUUUUUCUUUAUAGCAAAAACAACUUAAAAAAGAAGAUGAAGAGUUAACCAAGAAGGAAAAGGUAAGUAAUUGCCAAUGAUCUAUUUAUUCUUCACCGAUAUUCUGUCAGAUUUUGUACUUCCUAGUGUGUCUGUGAAGUAUGUUUCUAAUAGAUCAUUUUCACCUGACCUCACAACAUGUACCAAAACAAUAAAACCUUGGCAGCUAUGUUUUUGUUUGGUCCACCAAAAAAUUCCUUGGAGGGUUGAACUCUUUUCUCUUGCAAAAACUUUCUCUUGUUCCAAGAAAUUUACAUACAUAUAGCAGCACACAAUGUGUGAGAAAAUGAUGUUCCAUCUCAGUAAUUGUAUUAGUAAUGAUAAUGACCACAGCAGGGGUGCAAGUGAGCUUCUGAACAUCAUACUCCUGAACAACUCCGAAGUGGUAUAAAACAAAAACUGGUUCUAAAGAAACUAAAGUCUUUUUCUUUGAACCAGUCUUGAGCUCGCAAAAAAAAUCAGCUACUUACUACAGCCCUGGUCACUGUAAACUUGCUUCAUCUGUAGAGUGCAUGUAAUAUUAUGGGUGACAAAUUACUUCUUCAGUUUGGCACAAAAUUUCAGCAUUAUUUUAUUUAUCAUUUCACUUGUGAAUUUACAAUGUUGCUAUGGUAACUUUUCCUACAGUACCAAAAUGACAUCCAGGUUAUUCUUUAAAUCCACUUGACACCAUGUGAUUACACAUACUUAUCGCAUGGGCUAGAGUUUAAUUAAGGAUUAAUUUAAUUGCUAUGAACAUUUAAAAACAGUUCUUUAUUCAUGUCAACAUCAGUGUGAUUGUUGUUUAAGCCCAGUUGGCUUGCAAAUAACGCUUCACUGGUAUCGUAGAGGUUACGGUUUGAAUUUUGGUGCAGUAAGCCUGAGUUUUUACAGGCUUUUCUUUUCACAAUUGCUUGAGUUGUGUUUUAAACUGUGAUGAUCUUCUCACCAUUUCUUUUGAAGGUUACUUAAUCAACUGUAAAUUUACUGUCCUAGAUACAUAUCUCAUAUUUUGUUAAUUUUUUGCAAAUUAUACUGUCAUCAUUGGCUUUAUGAUUAAUUUUCUUUUCCAUGUGUAUGCUUGUUACAGAAAGCUCCAAAGAAUGUUGAUACACUAAGUCAUGCAGGAUUUACCAGAACGGUAAGUAUGCAAUCCAGUUUUGAUUUUAUCAAAUAAACAACAAUGUGUUAGUGAUCAGACCAUUAAGGACAAAAAAAUUACAGUGUCUGAAUUCGUCAAUAGGCCAGUUUUGAGUUAGACUGUGAGCUGUCUCUCUUUUUGUUCAGUCACACGCGUGGUCAUCUGCUUGUCUCGGUCGUUUUGCUCGACGGACCAAGAAAAAAGAGAGACUGCUCGUAGCCUAGUUUUGAGUUAAAUGGUUAUGUAUCAACAUUUUAGACGUGGCUCUAAGGCUGGGGGAAAUAAGGCAAAAGAAAUGAAGUAUUUAUCCCUGAAUCUCAAUGUGAUUUCUUUUGUUUUAUUCACCUCAGCCAGAGAGCUAGGCAUGAAUUUUGACAAUUCAAGUUAAGACCUAUUGAAACCUUCUGAGUCUGUGAUACAAUAGAAUUUUCAGUUUUUUAACCUCAUUUUCCACUGCUGCCUAUACAAGGAAGGCAAAUGUACAAGUAAAUCAUUUUGCACAUGUACCUUAUGUAAACAACUAAUUUUUACAUUUUUGUUAUACUUCAGAUAAUAAAUGCGCCAAAGAAGAAUCCAGAUGAUAGUUUGACUGAAGAUGAGAAAGCUGAAAGAUCUGUACGUCACAUUUUUUCAUUUUUGUAAAUGGAGGCCUUGAGUUAAGGCCUGGCAACUAGCUGGAUUUUUUUCUUUUGCUAUCCCAAGUUUAACUUUUCAGUAACACUUGUUGAUAGCCCAUGGGUUUACCUUCUACUAGUUGGAAUUCUUAACUUUGUUAUGCAUAUGAAAAAAAAUUGUGUGAUUUAUUUGUUUCAUGUUAUUGCUAAUGCCCUUUCUUAGUUGUUUUGCUGUAAAUUUUGUCCCCUUCACGGUUGUAAGGGCAUGCUGGGUAAUCAGGACUAGAUGGCAUGGAACUAAAAAGUUUAUAUGGCAAUUCAAAGUCAACUGAUUCUUCCUAAUUGAUCAUAUUUAUCACUUUCUCUUUGCAAACUUUAACCAAUGAACUUAGAGAAACUAAACACUAAAUGUGGAGACCACAGUAAUCCUUUGUCACUUUUUAGAAAAUAUGACUUCUUCCAUACAUUAAUGUGUAAUUUUUGUGUUGUCGGAUAACAGAAAAAACAAAUGUGUGGAAACCUCAGGUUUUCUAUACAGCAACAAAGGACUGCUAUGCACUCCAGAUUUAGUGUGUAGUUUCUUUAGGUUCAUUAGUUACAAUUUUCAUUCAUUCUUUGUAUUUCCAUACAAACUUUUGAUUUUUCCACCAUCUUGAACUGAUUACCCAUCAUGCCAUUACAACUGUAAAGGAGUCUAUUGCCGAGGGUAGAUAGAGCUCAAUAGUAUCAUUGUUAAAACAUGACAGAAUGCACCUUGCGCUGAAAUUAUCCAGAAGAAGAAAUUCCCAUUUCACCUUUAAUUACCUUAUGGCGCAUCAUUUUCGUAUUUUAAUUGUGUUUUUUAUGUUUUUUCUUUUUAUAGCAAGCCUUCAUGGACAAAUACAAAAAAGAAAUUGAACACUUUGGAAUGCUGCAGGAUUACAAUGAUAGUGAAGAUUAUUUGCGUAAGAAUCCUCACUUGGCUUGUGAGGACACUGCAAACUAUCUUGCAUUGUGGUGUAUCAGCUUGGAAGUACAAGAGGUGAUUUUUGAAUUAAAAUUCAGUCAAUCAACUAUAGUGCUGCUAGUGUGUUCUCGAAUCAUUCUGUUAGUUUGGGUUACUUUUCGGUGCCUUGUAGAAAGACCAAAAUAAUUCUGAUGAAUGAACAAUCUCAAAAUGCAUUUUUAUGUGCCAAUUUUUUGAGUUAGUAACUGGCAGACACAUGUAGUUAUCAAAUAGACUAAUUUUACUGAGAAUUUGAACUUUCGUAGAAUCAAUACCCGCCUUUUCAAUGAAACCAAGAAAGAGGCUAGAAGUCGCAGUUAAAUGUGAGACCUAGAGGACUCAAACAACAACUACAACACAACAACAAAAUGAUUUUACUUUCCGCAUAUCACCAAGAGAAAUUUUUUUUUAUACUGGAUCAAAGCAGGAAAUCCAGAGCUGGGCAAGAAAUACCCAUCUUGAACGAUCAGCAAAUAUGGGAAUCAAGUCUUUAUCUUGCCCACUUGCAGAACCAGCCAUACAUGUAAAAUAAAUCAUCUGAUUGUACCGGUUUUAAUCACUUAUUCAACAGAAACAUUCCCUUAUGGAGCGAGUAGCUCACCAGACGAUCAUUAUGCAGUACAUAUUGGAGCUGGCCAAGUCAUUGGAUGCUGCUCCGCAAGCCACUGUACACUCAUUCUUCACCAAGUAAGUAAAUUUUGCGCAUUUUUUCCCCUACCUCUACAUUAGUUACCUUUUUCAUUAGCUAUCGUUGCAAAGCAUGCAGAGUAGGUGUCACAUGUAAACCAAGUAAAUGUCUUUGUAGCCUUACUAUCAGUCUCUUCGUAUCAUUAUACAGUACUCUUUCAUCAUUGCUGAUCCUAGCAGUACACAGGACGCGUGUCACAUAAGAAUCUAGUAAAUGGCUUAGUAGCCUUACCAUCAUUGUAUCCGCAUCAUUAUACAGUACUCUUUUAUCAUUGCUGAUCCUAGCAUUAUGCAGAGCAUGUGUCACGUAGUAUUUAACAAUUAUUCUUCGAGCCCGAAUGGGCUCUGAGUCAAUAGGCCUCAUGGGCUAUUGACUCAGAGGCCAUGAGGGCGAGAGGAAUAAUUGCUUUAGUAAAAUCCAACUAGUUGGUCAAAAAUAUCGAGAACAAAACAAUUUUAGCUAGUUAAAGCUAGACUUUAAUCCUUUUUGCCGCCAAAAAGCGCGCGCUUUAACAUAUAGCCUAUAGGCCUGUAGGCUAUAACAUAUAGCCUAGUAGUAGCUCAAUCAAUCAGAACGCAGCAUUGAUAAUAGACCUCUAGCUGGAUUUUACUAAUACAAUGUAUGAACUUGUUAAUGGCUUGGUAGCCUUUAAUACCAUCAUCGUAUCCGCCUCAUUAUACAUUACUAGCAGUAUGCAGGGAGUGUGUCACAUAUGAACCCAUAUACUGAUAGCAUAGUUCACCUCGAAUUCUUCCAUGCCAUAGCUCUAAUCCUGAGUUUAUUGUAAAAUGUAACCAAGAAGUUUUCACGGUAACUAAACCUGGAUUCAAGCUAGUAUAGUCGACUUUUCAACAACUGACCGGGCCCUGCAUGUAGAUUAGAGGUUAAAACAUGGUGUGUAUUUACGUUUGAUCUUCUUAUCGUUCUAAGGAUGAAAAAAGCAAAAACUGACUUCAAAGAGUACAUGGAGGCCUUUGAUGACGAACUCAAGUCGUUUUUAGUGAGAGUCAAAGAAAGAGCUGAGGCUAGGAUUGAGAGAGCUAUGAAGGAAGCUGAAGAGGUGAGACUCAAAAACAGGAAGACCCACACGAAAUAAAAUCGAUUCAAAAACUCAUUAAUAAUUCAUGAAGAAAAACAAAAGAAAUUUAAAAUGUUUUAUGAGUGUCUUAAUGUCUGAUAGAGACACGGCUAAACUUUACGUUCAAUUUAAAUUCAAUUCAGAUCUAAACAUUAGUGCAAGAAUAAGUUGAUCAAUAUCGGAGCGCAAUCGUGUUAUUAUCAGGUGUGAAAACCCUCGGCUUCGCCUCACGUUUUUAAACCUGAUAAUAUACUCUUGCUCGUUUUUUAAACAGUACUUAAACUUAAUUUAUUCAGAAGCGUCCAUACGCGGGAAGGUACAAGUGGCAGCUUAACCCUUAAAGUCACGAGAGUGAUCUUGACCAACGUCAAAUUUCUCCUAACAAUUUCAGUACAUAAUCAGAAGAAAAGGUUAUGAGAAAUAUUUUUAAACACUAAAAAAUUCUCUCAAAAAUUCUCCCAUUUAGCAGGAGGCAGAUGACUAGUUCACUAGACAGGGCUGUUUCUAAGAUUUCAAAUUGCCGUGUAUAUGCAGUUAGUAGGUAGGGAAGUGAACAGCCAGGGAGUUCUUUUGGUCUCAUCUUUCUUUUGUUUUCCAGAAAAUAGCCGGGGGUCAUGCUCUUAGUAGCCGGGGAAAUUCCCCGCCCCCCGGCCCUUAGUGACAGCCCUGCUAGAGUUCUUUUUUUUUUUGAGUUGGCAUUUUUUGUCGUUUAGUUUUUCCAAAACUUGUUCUCAUUGUAAACUGUGCUUGUCAGUCGUUAUUCUGCACUUUACUGUGAUUUUCCUCGCGAUCUAACGUCUGUAGCGUUUUUUGUUUCAUUUACCAUUUUAGUGAAACAUCAUUUAUGGCAGUAACGUAUACAAGAAUUAGUGACCGUAACUAUAUUUACAUUAUUCUCGAGGUAUUAAGCUUCUAUUUCGUUGAAAAUACUUUGCGAACAAACAAAAUAACGUCGUCAAUGAAGUCAAUUUCAGUUUUCCAACACUCAGAACUCAGAAGAAAACUUUCAAGAAGUUUAGCAAAUUAACAGUUAACAGCGUAUUGGUCUUUCACUAAUUGGAGAGCGAAAGUAACAACCUUCGCUUUAAAGUAUUUUGCUGAGCUUUUGCAAAUUUUUCUCGUUUAACCGCGUGAAACUGUGAUCUCGGCGCCUUUUAAUACAAGGUACGUUUUUAUGUUUUAUUUUUUCAGGAGGAUCGUCAAAAGAGACUGGGACCUGGAGGCCUAGAUCCUGUAGAGGUUUUUGAAUCAUUACCACCGGUGAGUAUGUUGUCGAGUAUCGCAACAGACCGCGCGUAUUCUUGCCUUGGUGACCGUAGGCUCGAUUUCUGCCGCUCUCGGGUCCUACCCAACGGCAUCGAGCCCAGGGUGAUUGCAACAGCGUAAGGGUAAUUAUUGCGGGCAGGUGACAGUUCCCCUCACUCUAUAGGAGAUAGACCACACCACCGGAAACGAGGCCCCCCUCUCUUUUCGAAAAUUAGUCUGAAUUCCUUUACGUCCCCUUCGAACUGACAAGGAAGGAUGGCGGAGACAAUGCCAAUAGCUCAACGGCACUGCCCAUAGACCUGUCCCGCAUUCCGCUCCAGUGAGCAAACAAAAAAAAUGAGGUUGAGGCUCGGUUGGACAAUUUCAUACAAAUCACUGUAUUUUGUCCACCCGAACCUCGAGUUGAUGCCUUUGUUUACAGGAAUGCGGGAAAGGUCUAUUGAUAUGAUCUUCUUAAGUGAUGUAAGUUGUAUAAAAUAAAAUAAAGACCCCAAUUAAUGGUCCGACCGGAGUUUUAACCCGGGCCUCCUGUUCGGCAGACCGGCACUCUUCUUUCUGACCUAUCCGGGCGGCCGAAGUUAUUUUUUAUAAAUGAUAGUUCAUAACCCUACCCCUAUUAUUUGAAGAAUGUAUUUUAGGGCAAGUAAACAAAUAAUCAGUUUAAGAAAGAGGAGGCAAGCCAAGCCUGGUGGAGGUUUUGAACCCGGGACAAGCCAGCUAGCGGCUAGAGCGGAACUUGAGCCAGGGACCUCCAGAUUACAAGCCCAGCGCUGUAACCACUCAUACUAAGGCCAUGACCAUAUACUGUUUGCCAUACAUUCCUCACUCAUUGUACAAGUGCCACUCACGCACAUUUACUAACUUCUUGGGAAAGUUGUAGACCAUUUUACAGUUGUUGCCUUAGUAUCCUGGCCUUUGAGUGAACGUGAGGCUGAGGUUGACCUUGUUUUGAUACAAACCUUUCUUAUGGAAAUUAUAGUUAAAAAGUACUAGUUAGCAAUCGCAUAAGGACAACAAAGCGGGAAGGAUUGUAUCAAACCAAGGUCAACUUCAUCCUCGCUUUCACUUGUAACUUCGAGACCCAAGAAACCACUCACUGAUGUUUGUGAAGACGUUUUCUGAAAAAAUAAAGUAAGGCACUUUUUUUUUGCCUUUUAAUAAUGAUUUCAUUUAUCUUCGUGAAGUCUGCGUUGACUUGGCAGAAAUAGUAUGAGGAAAAUUACGGUGCUCACAGGCUACUUGUAGUCACUGGCGAAAGACCUUGACAACCAUACAAAGCCACCGGAUGUUAACAUUAACAUUAACGCAAAAUGUAACAACCUAUGACGCAAAGUGUAACAUUAACGCGAGAUGUAACAACCAUUGACCCAAAAUGUAACAACUUUUUUAACAUAUGCUUUUCACAUUAUGUACCUUUCAUGUGUUCCCGAUGUUUCAUCUUCUAGCACUUAUUUUUAAGUACCAACCGAUAUUCUUUGAUCGCUGUAGACUCCUUUACAAGGGAAAAUUCAGCGUCUAGUUUUUAGCUGACUCUCUGACGAGUUCAUGUACCAUAUUUGGUCAUCAUUGAGCAGGUUUAUGGCUGGAGCUAAUAACACUUCUCCGUUGAGCCGAGUCCCGACCAAAAUGCAGGAAAUCCAUACAUGACCUUAGUCCAGUUUUUAAUAAUCGCUUUUUAAUAUCGAAAAUCUCAAUAAAUAUUCUCUUUACGUUACCACCAUACAAUUUUGACAACUGACGGUUUAUUCCAAGUUUCUAAGUUAUUUCGAGGCUGUUGCAUUUUACGUUGUCACAUUUCGCGUUAAAAAUAUUUUCAUUUUGCGUCAAAAACUUGUUACAUUUCGCGUCGAUAAGUUGUUACAUUUUUUGUCAGAAUUUGUUACAUUUCGCGUCAAUGUUACACUUUGCGUCGAAAGUUGUUACAUUUGGCCGUAAUGUUUCAUUGUGCGUCAUUUUGCGGCGUAACAACCGGAUACCGCAUGCGUGAUGAGAUUAUGAUAAUUGAUAGAUAUAAUACUUAUCCAGAAGAAUGUUAAUUUCCAAAACCAACUUUUUUUUUCCAGGAGCUUCAAAAGUGCUUUGAGGAAAAAGAUAUUCCGAUGCUGCAACAAGUUCUCGGUAAAAUGCCGGAAGAGGAAGCCAGAGGGUAUUUGAAAAAAUGCGUCGACUCCGGCCUGUGGAUUCCUAACGCACAGGACGCCCAAGCGAAUGCCGAAGCUGAAGAAGGUGAUGCGGAUGAUGAAGGAGAAGAAGAACAGUAUGAGGCUGUCAGAGAAGAGGCGGAACCGGAGAAAUAA